Messenger RNA from Arachis ipaensis, 2070 nucleotides. RefSeq names its product kinetochore protein NDC80 homolog. The record is from RefSeq and is a predicted model, not a curated record. NCBI's taxonomy places the organism in Eukaryota, Viridiplantae, Streptophyta, Magnoliopsida, Fabales, Fabaceae.
AAAAAAUUGGGAAAAGUAACCUCUCACCCUCACACGGAUUUCUUUUCAAAAUUAAAGUGUUCUCCGAUUACAACUACGGUUAACAGUAGAUAUGAGACCCCCCGCCGGAUCCCGCCGACAACCCGAUGACUCAUUCAUUCCGCCGCCGCCGCCAACUCCGCUGGAUUUCCAUCAGCGCAAUCAGUUCCCCCGCGACUCCGACGCCAGUUUCGCAAGCAGCCGCCCUUCUUCCGCCGGAGGCGGCGCGGGGCGCACGAGGUUCGAGGACUACAAGGAGCGCCACUUUCAGCAAUCAGUGAUUUCCGCCAUCAACUCGUUCCUAAAGUCGCGGGAGUCUACCAUCAGGUUCAAAUCCGGCGGCACCACACCUUCCGCGAAGGACAUCAUCGAAACCCUAAAGUUGCUUCUGAGAGAGAUCGAGUACCCUGUGUCGAAACUCGAAGAGGAUCUUCCCCCUCUCCUGAAGCGCCUCAAUUACCCGUUCAAGCUCAACAAGUCCAUCCUCAAAUCCCCCGCUGCCCCUCACCAGUGGCCUUACUUGCUCGCACUCAUUCACUGGCUCCUUCAGAUCGCCUCCUUCGGCUCUCACCUCUCCCAAUCCACCUCCAAUACCGUCUCUUCCCUCCUCCAGGUCAACCUUGUCCACCAGUACACCCUCAAUUCCUAUCUUAACUACAUUAAGGGCCAUGAUGAUGUGGUUGAAGAACUCGAACUCGACAUCAUCGACAAGCUCAACCACCAGAAGGCCCUCGCCCAGGAGAAGCUCGAGGCUGCCAACAAUGAGCUCAAGAGUUUGAGGGAUGACUUGGAGAGGCUGAGGUUGCAUCCCGUAAAGAAGGAGGAGCUGGAGAAGACUAAGGGCAUGCUAGAGGACGAUGUGAAGAAAUUUAAUCUUCUGAUUGAGGAUGUUGGGAGAAAGAUUGAGGAGAUGGAGAAGGUGCUGGCAGAGAAGGAGAAGGUUCUGGAGGCGAAGGAGCGGGAGAACCAUAGGGUUUGCGAGGAGAACAAGGAACUCAGGAGGACGGUAGAGGCACAGCCUGUGAAUGCGAGGGAUGUGGAGAGGAUGAAGAGGGAGUUGCAGGCUUUGGAGAGGGAGAUCCAGGAGGGCGAGCUUGCCCGGAAUGUUUGGGAGGACAAGUUCUGGGAAAUGGAGAAUAAUCUUUCUCACAAGUUCAAGGAGCUUGAGGCGCUUGCUUUGGAUUGCAACCAAGAGCUGAGGAGGUUGAAGAUCGGUGAUGAUAUUCAGUAUCAGUUGAAUGCCAAGGGAACUACGCCUGCUGAUAUUAUGGGUUUUGACCAUAAAUUGAGUCUGAAGCCUGCACUUAACUCAUACGCUGAGGACAUUAAGAAGAUUUCUAUGGGGAGAUGGGAAGAGUUAAUUUCCUAUCAGCAAAUGUCCAAUGAAAAUGCUGCUAGGCUUGAGGAAAAAAGAAAUAAUGUUGCAACAUUGCAGUCACAGAUUGAUAAAUGGUGCCCAAGGAAAGACACGCUUCUACUUGGGCUCGUCCGUCAGUGAACGAGUGGCGCUUGGUGGCAACAGCGAAUCCAGAAAGCCACAGGAUUUCUAGCGAACCCACACAGCCCUACAAAUUCAGCCGCGGCUUGUGGAGAGUCUGUGCUAGGUUGCUGCAUCUUGUACAAGGCCAGACAGUCUGAUGCGUCUUCGAGGCACCUCCGAUGAGCACAUGCAACAGACCAAGCGACUUCACGACAACUAUCGGACCAUACUCUCGAUGUUGUGGUUUGGUGGUCUGCCGGCGUUGACUUUCCCUUGACGGCGGAGACCGGCAGAGACGGCAACAAAGGAUUUUAUUUGGCGUUGGAUGCGGAUAAGGGGGGUUGGGAGAGAUGGUCCACCGUCAGUCAAUUUGGGGGAAUGGUAAUUUAGGUUAACGUGGUAAAUUAGGUUUAAACCAUGGUUAACUUAGAUGUGGCUUUGGUGAGUGGAUGGACUUGAUGUCCAGCCCAACUAAAGUUGGCAGAUCUUGGCAAAUAGAAAGUUGGUAAUGUAGCAUGAUUGUUUUUUUAAUGAACAUGUCACGUCACAGAUGAGAUAGCAAUAUAUAAUUG